AUGUUGGCCAUCAGCUCGCAUACAUAUGGCGCGCUUCUGCUGCUCCUACUGACUGGCUUCUUGACCACCUAUCAACACUCAAUUGAGCUGGGUCAUUCUGAAACCAACUAUAUCCGAAAUAUAAUAGAGUAUGCUCACAAGGAGAGACCCAUAGAGACUCUUGUGUAUAUGAACCGUCGACAGGACCUCAUCUGCCAUUCGAGAGAAAUCAAAUCAUCUGGCUUGGCCACUCUGCGUAUAGAUGAGAAGUCCAUGAUCAGUGUAAAAGAACUCUACAAUAGCGAGGCUCUUGCUCUGGUCUGCAUAUCCGAGUUGGCUGAUGCCCUGCUCUUGCCCACCCUGGCCCAGAACCUUGAUCGGAUGAGAGAGACGCGCAUCAUAAUUCUAUUGAAUACUAUGUCAUCCAAUCUUCAAGAGUUUCUCCGUGUAAUCGGUGAGCUGGCAGACAAUUAUAGCUUCGUCAACGUCAUCGUUCUGCACUCUACAUCCGAUGACAAAGAUCCGAUUGUCCCGUAUCGUCUGCUGCCGUUUCCAAGUCCAACUUUUUCCCGUGUUAGGGAUGUAUAUGAUGGAUACAUAUUUCCCAAUACUUGGCUUAACUUUAAUAACAAAACAGCAACUUACUUACCAGAUCUGAUCUCCCCACGGAGUCUGUUGGCAACAAAUCCUCGCACUGGCGAGCAGACGCUAAGCGGCUCUUCUGACAGCUUUACCAUGGAGUUCGCAAGGAGAAGGAACAUUAACUUGCAGUUCCUGAUACCUCUGAGUGAAAUGUGGAAUAUUGACUUUGGCAAUGUUUCCGAGUUAACGAAACAAGGCCUCAUUGACUUGCCAACACGACCAUUUGUGCAGAAACUUAAUACAUUGCCUUCAAAUCUAGAAUACGAUAGAUUGAGUGAUGUGAAUGUUUUUAUUUUAGUUCCCUGUGCGAAGCAAAUGAAAAUCGGUGAUGUAUUCAAAGGCUUGAGGACCUACUUCAUGAUAGUGUUGGCUGCCUAUGCUCUGUUUGCAGUUCUUGAAGCAUUGACUGCAGCUGCAACUUAUCGCAUCACUCGAAUACAACAUUUCCGGUUCUUGGAUCUUAUUCUGAACCUGCACACGUUUUCUGGGGUUUUGGGAAUAUCAAUGCCGUCGAGAAGGUUCACCUCGAUUUCACUGCGGCAAAUCGUCAUUAUCACGACUGUUUUUAGUUUAGUUUUCACCACGUUCUUUAAUGCCAACUUGAGCACAUUGCUGACAAAGCAUCCUUAUUAUAAGGAGAUUGAGAGCUAUCAGGAAUUGCGGGAUAGUGGGAUGCCUAUUAUGAUCGAUAGAAGUUUUGAGAAAUUCAUCAAUAUGUCAAAAGCCGAACGCGCAAACAUUUCAAAUCGAGCCAUGCAUACCUAG
This is a messenger RNA of Drosophila hydei, 1386 nucleotides long. RefSeq lists its product as uncharacterized. The record is from RefSeq and is a predicted model, not a curated record. The coding region runs from base 1 to 1386 and encodes 461 amino acids. The transcript has a single exon. NCBI's taxonomy places the organism in Eukaryota, Metazoa, Arthropoda, Insecta, Diptera, Drosophilidae.